Messenger RNA from Rhea pennata, 5355 nucleotides. It is a transcript of the gene NEK9, whose product is annotated as NIMA related kinase 9. NCBI's taxonomy places the organism in Eukaryota, Metazoa, Chordata, Aves, Rheiformes, Rheidae. The coding region runs from base 54 to 2948 and encodes 964 amino acids. The record is from RefSeq and is a predicted model, not a curated record. Gene Ontology annotation, cellular component: centrosome. Gene Ontology annotation, molecular function: protein kinase activity; ATP binding; protein kinase binding. The transcript has 22 exons. Gene Ontology annotation, biological process: protein phosphorylation.
GGAGCCAACAUGGAGGCCGCGGGGCGUCGCUGAGCAGCGGCCGCGCCGCCGCCAUGUCGCUGGGCAAGUACGAGCGGCACUGCGACUCCAUCAGCUCCGACUGCGGGAGCGAGUGCUCGGGCAGGGCCGGCUCGCGCGGCGGCGGCGGCCUGCCCGGCGAGCAGGAGGAGCUGCACUACGUCCCCAUCCGCAUCCUGGGCCGCGGCGCCUUCGGGGAGGCCACGCUGUACCGCCGCACCGAGGAUGACUCACUUGUCGUGUGGAAGGAGGUGGACCUGACCCGGCUGUCAGAAAAGGAGCGUCGUGAUGCUUUGAACGAAAUUGUUAUCCUUGCUCUGUUGCAGCAUGAGAACAUCAUUGCGUACUACAAUCACUUCAUGGAUAACACCACGCUGCUGAUUGAGCUGGAGUACUGUAAUGGAGGGAACCUCUACGAUAAGAUUCUGCGGCAGAAAGACAAGUUAUUUGAAGAAGAGAUGGUGAUUUGGUAUCUCUUUCAAAUUGUGUCAGCUGUGAGCUGCAUUCAUCGAGCAGGAAUUCUUCACAGAGAUAUAAAGACCUUAAAUAUCUUUCUAACCAAGGCAAACCUGAUUAAAUUAGGAGACUAUGGGUUGGCAAAGAAGCUGAACUCUGAGUACUCCAUGGCUGAGACUCUGGUGGGAACUCCAUAUUACAUGUCCCCAGAACUCUGCCAGGGUGUGAAAUACAACUUCAAAUCAGAUAUUUGGGCUGUGGGCUGUGUCAUCUUUGAACUUCUCACUCUGAAGAGGACCUUUGAUGCUACAAAUCCCCUGAACCUUUGUGUGAAGAUUGUACAGGGUAAUCGGGCCAUGGAGGUUGAUUCCACUAUCUACUCUCGGGAGCUGAUCCAGAUGGUGAAUUCCUGCCUUGAUCAGGAUCCGGAGAAGAGACCUGCUGCAGAUGAACUGCUUGAACAACCUCUUCUCAGCAAACGCAGGAGGGAGAUGGAAGAGAAAGUCACGCUGCUUAAUGGGCCAAGCAAGCGACCAAGGUCAAGUACCAUGAAUGAGGCUCCCAUUGCGGUGGUGACUUCACGCACUAGCGAGGUGUAUGUUUGGGGGGGUGGGAAGUCCACCCCCCAGAAGCUGGAUGCCAUCAAAAGUGGCUGCAGUGCACGCCAGGUGUGUGCUGGUAACACUCACUUUGCUGUGGUGACAGUGGAGAAGGAGCUCUACACCUGGGUGAACAUGCAGGGGGGUACUAAGUUACACGGGCAGCUUGGGCAUGGAGAUAAAGCCUCCUACCGGCAGCCAAAGCAUGUAGAGAAGCUUCAGGGAAAAGCUAUUCGGCAGGUGUCCUGUGGAGAUGAUUUCACAGUCUGCAUCACAGAUGAGGGCCAGGUGUAUGCCUUUGGCUCGGACUAUUACGGAUGCAUUGGCAUUGACAAAGCUCAUGGCUCAGAAGUACUUGAGCCCUUGCAGCUGGAUUUUUUUCUUACGAACCCUGUGGAGCAGGUCUCAUGUGGAGAUAACCAUGUCGCAGUUCUGACCAGGAACAGAGAAGUCUACACGUGGGGCUGUGGGGAGUACGGACGUUUGGGCUUGGAUUCAGAAGAAGAUCACUACACUCCUCAGAAGGUGGAUGUUCCAAAGACCUUGAACAUUGUGUCUGUUCACUGUGGCUGUGAUGGGACUUUUCUGCUCACACAGACAGGCAAAGUUUUGGCAUGUGGACUCAACGAAUUCAAUAAACUGGGCCUGAAUCAGUGCACAUCAGGGAUAAUUAACCAUGAUACGUACUGUGAAGUGCCUUACACCACUUCCCUUACUCUGGCCAAGCAGCUGUCCUUCUACAAGAUCCGUACCAUUUCUCCAGGGAAGACGCACACAGCUUCCAUUGAUGAGCGAGGCCGCCUGCUGACCUUCGGCUCCAACAAGUGCGGACAGCUUGGUGUUGGGGACUAUAAGAAGCGCCUGGGAAUUAACCUGCUGGGAGGCCCCUUGGGGGGUAAGCAGGUGAUCAGGGUUUCAUGUGGAGAUGAAUUCACCAUAGCUGCUACUGACGACAACCAUAUCUUUGCCUGGGGCAAUGGUGGGAAUGGGCGACUGGCGAUGACGCCGACUGAGAGAGCUCAUGGCUCGGAUAUUUGUACUUCGUGGCCUCGGCCAAUAUUUGGAUCUCUGCAUCAUGUCCCUGACCUGUCAUGUCGUGGCUGGCACACCAUCAUCAUUGUUGAAAAGGUGCUGAAUUCCAAAACCAUCCGAUCCAACAGCAGUGGCCUGUCCAUUGGUACUGUGGCUCAGAGCUGCACAACUGGAGGAGGAGAGGAAGAGGACAAUGAAGGGGAAGCAGAGACUCCUGAUCCCAGUGGAGGCUUUCGAGGAACCAUGGAAGCAGAUCGUGGAAUGGGGGGCUGGAUCAGCACGACAGAAGCUAAGGGAGGCGACAGUGCUGACAGCAGCUCCUGCCCUGGCUGGCUGCGCAAGGAGCUGGAGAAUGCGGAAUUCAUCCCUAUGCCUGACAGCCCCUUUCCUCUGAGCAUGGUAUCUUCAGAGCCUGAAAAGGAGACCCUUCCUUACCAGGAACUUCAAGGACUGAAAGGGGCCCCUGAGGAGUCUACUGGAUUCAACAAGCCCAAAACAGAGGCCUGGCCCGCUUGCCGGGGCCCAGCCUUGCCAUGCGAUGGAGAGAAGGCUCUGUCUCCUGUCGCAGGCUGCAUGUGCAGUGCUCUGCAAGCAGAAGUGGUGCACCUCCGGGGCCUGGUCUUACAGUGUCUGGAUGACCAGAAGAAGCUGCAGCAGGAAACCAUUCGUCUGAGCACCCAGCUCCAGAGGUUCUGCAGGGGGACAGAGGAAGUGCAGCAGGUGGAGGUUCAUUCCAAAGGAACCCAGACAGCCAAAGAGGAGAUGGAAGUAGAUCCAAAACCUGACUUGGAUUCAGAUUCCUGGUGUCUCCUGGGAACGGACUCGUGCCGCUCCAGCCUCUAGUCUCCUGAGCCCACUGGGAUCCAUCUAACUUCACAGCACACUAACCGAAUGCAGAGAGCGGCUUUCCUGGCUUCAGGUCACUUGCAGACAAGGAGCGAGGCCGGAGGCUCCAGAGCAGCACCCAUGUACGUUUGAUAUGAACUAGGAGUGAGUUUGAGAGGGGGAGGGCCCCUGAGUUCCAGGCCAGCUCAGUGAUUGAAGCAGCAGCAGCUCCUCUUUGUACCUCAUCUGUCAAUUUUGCACGAGGCAGAACAGCCCCGUCACGGCGAUGGCUCCAGUAGCAGCUUGUGGCCUUUUCAUUGUUUCACUGCUUCCUGGGAGCUGCCUUUGGGACCCCAGUAUUCAUCACUGCAUUUCUAGAUGUGAGGAGGAGGAGGAAACAUGUUUUUACCAAAGCAGGCUGAAUCUGAACACUUGCCACCUUCACUGUAGAAGGGUGAAGGACUUGGACCCUCUCCCUAGCACACGGUAAGGCCCAGCCGGUGAGGCUGUUCUCCUCUGUUCAGGGGCAGAGGGAGCAGAGAACGUCUCGUUCUGGAGGCAGCGGAGAUCUCCCUGUUAGGGAGAUAAUGGCAGACAGCAUGUCCCUGGCCUUGAGGCAUAACUUCUGGCCCUGUGGCUGUGUCCAGUGGCCAGUGUGGAGAGAGUUUAAAGGCUUUAUUCUGGGAGCCGGGAGCUUUCCACCUUCCAGGCACUGCACAGAGACAAGUGAAUCGGGUGCAGUUUCCAACAGCAGCAGAAGGGACUGUCGGAGAUGGGAUCUCUGGUACCCAGUUUCAGACCACCUGCUCUCUACCCAGAUGACGAGCGUCUGGGUCUCAGACUAAGUCACACGUUUUUUCCUCCAGCUCAACUUGGUUUGGGUGCCAGAGCUUCUGGUUUCUUGGCAUAAGCCCAUAGCUGCCCCCUGCUUGGCUUCUGUUCUGCUCAGCCCCUGGCACCCAUGUUCUGUGUGGGUGUGGGAAGAAUCAGUAUUUUUCCACUCAGUGUUUUGAUGAAGCUGGAAUGUAGUUUCCUACCCAGAAUAGGUCAUUAAUGCCGUGGUCACAGGAUGCAGCCUUUUCCAGUGACCGUGGAUGAUCAAGUCUCUGGCCGGAAUUCACCCUCUUUCUAGAAACAAGAGGCUUUCCCAAGGAAAUUGGAGAUGGGAAGAGGCAUGGUCUGAUGCUCAGAAUUACCUCAUUUCCCAUUAGAUAAUGAGGUUAAUUUUAUUCCCCUUACAUUUUUUUAGUAAACUGAUUUUGGACUAAGCCUGUGGGAUUGGUGGGGCCCCCAGGAGCAGCUAGCCUCCCUCCACCUUAUUUGAAGUCUCUAAUGAGUCCUGAGUCCCUCUCUCCAUUGCUGUGAGAGUGGGAUUGUGAUUUUUGUUACCCUUAAGUCAUCCCCGUCACUAGAAUUGCCUCGGAUCUGUUGGAGAUGGGGAGAUACCACUUCUCCUAGAGAUGCCACUUCUCCUAGACCUUUUCCUUUGAGAGACUUCUUGAGGACCUAGCGUUCCCCCUUUGUCUCUGGAGGUGAAUGCCAAGCUAUUCUGCUUGUCGUUAAUGCUCCUUAAAGACUUUCUCUGGUGCCUGUUGCUAGUAUCUUAGAGCUCAGUCGAGUGCAGUCUCUACAGUGCAGUGUUCAGGGCAAGGAUAAUACCAGCGCGUUUGUCCGUGGUUACUGAAGAAAGGGCAGCAGGACUCCUGGGAGGUGGCAAGCGUCGUGCCCUGGGUUGCCCUCGUGACUCUGCCCUCUCUUUCCCCAUGUGCGUUGGAGCCAGUUCUCAGGUUAGGGUCCCAGCUUGAUGGUGGUUGUUGCCAUUGGAAAUGAAUGAGUUGGUCAUGUCGCAGCAGUGCCUUUGAGGAGCGAGGAGCUGAGCCUGAGCUGUGUCCAGUAAGCAAGCAUCGAGCAGAUGGGAGUCGCUCUCCUGCAGUGCACUGCUAUCCUCAUUUCUCAAUGCUCUGCAGUUGGGAAGCUAGGUGCACAGACUGGAUUCCCCUUGGAUCUAGUGGAGGAUCGGGGUCCCUGACAGAGGAUGCCCUGUGCUCCGCAAUCUCAUACGUGCCUUAGAGGAUUCACGCUAUCCAGGUUGUGCCUGUUACAGACCACAGAUUUCACACCAGCCAGCUAUGCAACCAAAAAAGCAGUUUAAAGCCAGCACCUUUGUCUUGAGCUGAAAAUGGAAGGGCAAGUGGGCAGAAGUGCGUCUGAGCAGUUCCAAACCCUUUUGACUUCUCCCCUUCUUGCAGUGCUAGCUCCGUAUGUGUCAGUCUCCUGCUAGUAUUGCUACUGAGUUGUUAUAGUGAAACACAACUUACGCCUGCUCUGACACUCUGGCUGAAAAACUAGUUUGUCGUUGUCUUUUUUUGAAAGGUUAAAGGGUGGAGUGGUUUGGAGUUUCUGUUUAAAUAAAUGUUUAAACUCA